ACGCUGAGGUCAGAUCUGAGUUCCUCUUCAUUGUGUUUGCCCCUUCUGUGAUGUCACUUCCUCCUCUUUCUCCUCCUCUCACCCCAUCCCAGUCUCCCCAGCCUGUAGUCAGUCAUGUUUUUGAAUCCUUCUACGUUUCCCCUCAAAAACAUACACAUCAAUGUUUGUAAUCUGUUUCCUCCCCCUCUUUCCUUUCAGAUCUCUUCCCUCUGAGUGUGCUGUGUUUUAGUGUACUAUUGAAGUGAGGUGUACCCACUUGAUCACUUCAAAGUGUGUUUCUCCUACAGAUUAAUCUGGAAACAACUAUAAUACCGUUUGUUUAUAAAGUGCUCCCCCCCCCACCUCUACCCCCCCUCUCUCAGGUAUCACCAGUACUAACAUCAUCAUCGGAGCCAUCACUGGCUCCAUUCUGUUCCUGGCUCUCAUCCUGGCCAUCACCGCCUGGGGAUACAAGAGCUACAGACAGCGGUGCUACGUUGAGUCAGAGGUUCACAGAAGAUUCUGCAGGCAAAUGCCUCCGGGUGACUAUGUGAAGAAACCCGGGGAUGCAGACUCGUUCUACAGUGACCUGGCCCCUGGGGUCAGCACCAACUCAGGCUGUAGCUCCAAGAAGAGGUCUGGCUGUCUGUCUAACCUGCAGAUAUACACGCUCUCUUUCCCCCCCUCCAUCGCCUCCAUCUCACAAAACAUCUCUCUGUUUGCAUUCAGGUCUAACGGUCUCUCCCACUCGUGGAGCGAGCGAAUCCCUGACGCCAAACACAUCUCUGACAUUUGUGAGAACGGGCGACCCAGGAGCAACUCAUGGCAAGGAAAUCUGAGUGGAAAUCGCAAGAAGUCGAAAGGGAAGAAGUUCCGUCCUCGCUCCAACUCUACAGAGACGCUCUCCCGGCGAAGUCGCCCACCUCCUCCACGGGUCCAUUGCAUCCACCGAGGUACCCUUACCCCAUGCCUCCCCUCCCCGACGACCAGAGGAAGGCCAACAGGCAGAGUGCCAGGCUGUGGGAGACUUCAAUAUAACACUCCUGUUAUCUACUCUGCAAAACUACUUAAGAACUACAUUUUCGUCCACUUUUCUAUGAAUUAAAAAAUACAAGGCAAAACAAAAUGACGAAAAAAGUGAGCAACUGGUAUGAGCGGAAAAKAGAAGCGGAGGAAGAUGAAGAGGAGGGUGUGAGAGUGUGUGAGAAUGUGUGAGAGUGUGUGCGAGGUCCGUCAGASCUGACCUGCUCAGUAGGGGACGCUACAGGGGCCAUCUGUCAUUCCUACACUGACAAGCCAAGACAGAACGAGGCAAGACAAGAUCCCUUUCAGAUUAGUUGGAGAUCCGCCAGAGAUCAGCCCUUCACUCAUUGGUGAGGAAAAAGCAAAGCUGUUGUGAUGGUAACGGUGCAGACAGAGAGGAGAGGCCUCGUUGGGGAUGUCUCCCCCACUCCCAACACCCCAACAUCCCCCCAGCUUCCACCACACUCUUCUAGCUCCUCCCUCAAACUGUCCCACCUUACCUUACUCACCUCCCCCCAACCCCUCUCUAGCCCUGCCCCCAUGUAAACUCUCUCCUCUGAUUGGUGCUCCUCUCUGUUGAKGGGGGMGGACAGCUAUCAUAUCGGCAGAUUUCUUUACCAUUUUGAAGCACGCUGUUUAAUUACUGUAGAAAACUCCAACACUGUAUGCAUGAGAACCCCCUGUUAAUCAACUCUUCCUAGUGUCAUAAAGAAGAAGAAGUCUGGGACGGACAGCAUGCGGGGGAUGGUGAUGUCAUACGUACUGUAGGCCUUUAAGCUUUCUUUACAUUAUAGGCUUCUUCUAUCUCUGUGAUCAGCGACUCAUUAUGAACUGUAUCACACAUUAUACUAGCCAACUGCCCCUGACAUGGACCCUAGACCCUAGCCACUCCCUGUUCUCUUUCUUUCGCCGUGUCAGGUUUUCCUGARGGAUYUAGUUAUCGUUGUAAAUAUGUACAGCUUAAAGGCMGAGUAAUGUGUGCUUUUCUUUUUUACUUACUGAGAGGUGAAUGAUGAAGGGCUGCUCCCCCUCUUCUCUACUCCUCCUGCGGUGGUUCGUGUUAUAGACAGACAGGGUCUCCGUAGGUCUUUGUAGAGACCCCGUACUUGUUUUUUCUGUCUGUUUCUCYCUUUUCAUUUCUGACUGAACUCUCUUCUCUCCCGUGUGGCUGUGUGAACACUCCAGCUUUCUUUUUCUUCCACAGCAGAAUGUACAAACAGUGUUCUAUAUUUCCUCUUUGUGUCAUCCUUUUCUCUGAGUAAUGCACACUCAGUCACAGCCCGUCAUAAUUAAGACAGUAAACUUAAGAAUGUCAUUGAUUUAUAACAUUACUGAGCAUUUUAUCCAUUUGGAUAUUGAUAAUGGUGAAUAUGAUUUGAACUAAGAUAGUCCCAUGAGCCCUUCCUCGCUACAGAGGGGAGAGAACAAGUGUUUUUUUGUAGUUUUAGAUGUGAUAUACAUGUUCAUUUGGCCAUGGUGGUUUAGAGAAGUUGGAGAAAUGUCCUGUGACUAUAAUCAUYCCACACUACGGUCUGUGUGUACAGCAGGGACAGACUGGCCAUCUGGCAUUUUGGGCAAAUGCAAGAUGGCCUGGUCCAUUUUUUACACAGUGGGCCUGUCUUACUUGUUUUUUGGGGGGGGAAAUGAUAAUUAUCUUGCUAAUAAUGGGGGCCUCGAGGAAAGAAAUGGGCCGUUGUGUUUAAAAUGCCAGAGCCGAUUUCUGGUCCCAGUCCGCCCCUGGUACACAGUGUGAGACCAGACAUAACAGAUAGAUACAACUGGAACCGACAACRCCACUGAGAUCCAACUGGACGAUGUGGGAAUAACAAUGUGGAAACUGAACAUUGUGUCAGAUGAAUUUGGAUUUGGGAUUURUUUGGAUAAAAUUAYUAAAAUGUGCAUUUUUGCUUUUGUUUUGUUUCCUACUGUAAGUUUGCCCUGCUGUCUGUAAAUGAUGAAGUGUCCUGUACAGUGCUUGCUGUUUGAGAUUUAUARGACCAACAGAAUGACAAUGGAUCUACUAGCUAGCACAMUAUCGCUGUUCUCUAGUAAUCUGUCUGUGAGGCUGUAAUACGAAAUAAGCAUGUCAUUGAAAUACUUUUUCCUUGAUUGCCAAUUGCUGUUAUYUUCUUGGAAUUUCAUACCACAAACCCCAUUCCAGUAGUGAACAGGUUUUCAACAUAAUCAACCARGUCUCAAACAUUUUCAUGAAUGGCCCGAGGAAUCUAGUGGUUUAAAUGUGGCUUAAGAUUCAGGUUCAGGUUCUUACCUACUCAGAGUAGGAUAAAGUGUCCCUAGUCACUGAUCCAAGGUCAGUUUUGUAUCUUACCCCCCUGAUGGUAAAUGUUGUGAAUUGGGGAGUGGAAAGCUGAUCUUAGAUCUGUGGCUAAAGGGAAACAUAUUUGUACAGAAGUCACAACCCCCAUCCUGUAGUUACUGUACUGUCCAUAUCAGUUAAGCCUGCUGUAUGUUAACUGCGUAUGCUUAAGUUUAAAAUGUGGGCACUGAUCGUUUUGAUUUUCUACUGUAUGCACUAUGACUGCAUAGAUAUUAAGAUCACCACAAUAUCACAUUAAUAUUGCUACUGUAUGACAAGUCUCAAGUAUUUUUUUUUACUCUUAAGUUCCUUUAUAUGUUCACUUCUCAGUGUUGUGUACAGCCGUUAUUCAGACAGACCAACUGCAUUAUUGUUCUUCUGUGCGUUGAGCGGAAUGGAGAUAUGAUGCGGCCAUUUUAGUUUUUAAAGCACACACUAGUCUCGGACCGCUCUGGCAUGUGAAGAUCUGUACGUGUCUUCUAUGGUAUGAGGAUGGGACGCAGCUAUGGCAACAUGGGGUGCAUUAUGCUAUAGAGAUCUGUGCAGGUGAACGCAUGUUGACUAAAGCUCUCAUCACUCUUGUCUUAUUUCAAUUACGAUAUGAUUGGCUGGUGCUUAGUAACUUGAGUUUUGACCAAGGGAUUCCCUAGGCCGUGGUAAUAUGAAAAUAAAGGAUCAUACUUSUCAAGCAAUA
This is a messenger RNA of Salvelinus sp. IW2-2015, 4013 nucleotides long. RefSeq names its product disintegrin and metalloproteinase domain-containing protein 22-like. NCBI's taxonomy places the organism in Eukaryota, Metazoa, Chordata, Actinopteri, Salmoniformes, Salmonidae. The record is from RefSeq and is a predicted model, not a curated record.